AUGACUGAUGCCUCCUCGAACACCACCACCAACAAUAAGAAACGAGGAACAAGAUGUCAGAAGAUUGCGAUCACGGGUUUUGGUAUUGCCCUUCUCCUUCUUCAAAUCUUGGAUUACAAGAAAUCUUUCCAGCCCACUCAAGUCCAUCUGAAAAACCAACGAGGUAUACGUAUGGAUACUGUCCAGUCUUCAAUUUCAAUCAUAUCUCAGCGAACAUCGUAUCAAUCAACGCAGCUGGACGAUGAACCAACUCGAUGUUGGAGACACUGUCCGAAACGAAUCAACAAGAUCUACUUUGAGCAUAGUUGGGCUGGACUUGGUGAUCGAUCGGUUGUCUUGCAUAUGCUAGGCAACUUGGCAGGAUAUCUAUGUGCCAUUGUCGAGUUGCCUCCUCCAUCGAUAUUGCUGAAUCCAAUUCACAACGGAGGCAAAAAGCUGCACAAGCGAGUCGAAUGGAAGGACUUUUUCAACUUUACCUUCCUCCAAGAUGGAUCUCAAGUCGUCUAUGAAGCAAAAGAUAAUCCCAAGUUUACCCAAAAAGUCAACAAGAACUGGCGUCAACCGGGACUCUACAAGCCCAAAAGAUACCCUGGAUGGCAAUUUGUGGUGACCAAAUCAAAAGCAGGCAGCAUCAUUAACGAUUACCGACGUGCUCAAGAUAUAUCAUGGCGACAGGGAAACAAUACCAAUAAAGGGUUCAUUUGGGAGAUUCAUCGAGUCAUCUAUGGUUCUCGUCUACUCAAGAAGGCUCCAUUGCCAGAACCGAGCAACGAAGUGCGAACGAAACUGCAAGAACACGCAUACAAUGGAUCGAUGCGCCCCUUCAUGAAGUCAUGGAAAGGCAAUCAGAAAGAAGAAGCCCAGUCCUGCAAUUAUGUCAUUCGAAAUGAACCGGAUGAUUUACUGAUGCUCCAAAAAGAACUUCAGAAUCGAGUCCGGUCCAUGGCACCGUCCAAUACGAGUGUAUUUGGGUUCUUGCAUGUCCGGCGAAACGAUGCCAAGAAGGCUUGCAAUACGGACAUUCCAAAUCUGAGUAAGUUCUUUCAAUGUUCUCUCAAUGGAACCGAAGCAACUGGUAGGCAUAUUACAUUCCUUCUCGGGAGUGAUGAAAAGAGUGAGACCUAUCGUCACGAUGUCAUCGAUAUGACGAACGAUUAUUCGCAUGUGUCCAUGCUAGAUGCGGACAAGCUGGUCACUGAUUUUAUGCAAGACAUGAUUCGGAACAACAAAAUGCCAUCGUGGCGAAUGAACAACUUUUAUCAAUUCGAACUGAUGAAAGCUCUUGGGUUGGACGGACGCAGCUUCUCAUCCGUCUACUUGGUCCAGCGGCGAAACAGUCACUGCCCGCGAUGUUCCAAACUAUUGACAGAGUUUCCAACAGCGUGGGCAUAA
This is a messenger RNA of Cylindrotheca closterium, 1392 nucleotides long. Lineage: Eukaryota; Bacillariophyta; Bacillariophyceae; Bacillariales; Bacillariaceae. The record is from the annotation of a GenBank genome assembly.